Messenger RNA from Benincasa hispida (wax gourd), 417 nucleotides. Lineage: Eukaryota; Viridiplantae; Streptophyta; Magnoliopsida; Cucurbitales; Cucurbitaceae. The record is from RefSeq and is a predicted model, not a curated record.
UUCCCCCCCUUUUUUUUAAUUCCUAUGGCUUCUUCUUCUUCCUCUAGUGUGUCAUGCGGUGGCGGUGGCAGUGGCGGUGGCGGUGGUAGUGGCGGGUCGCCUUGUGGAGCAUGCAAGUUUCUAAGGAGAAAAUGUGUGGCUGAUUGUAUAUUUGCUCCUUACUUUUGCUCAGAGCAAGGGGCUGCAAGAUUUGCUGCCAUUCAUAAAGUGUUUGGUGCAAGUAAUGUUUCAAAGUUGUUGCUUCAUGUUCCUGUUCAUGAUCGAUGUGAAGCUGUUGUUACUAUUGCUUAUGAAGCUCAAGCAAGGAUUCAUGAUCCUGUUUAUGGUUGUGUUGCUCAUAUUUUUGCUCUCCAACAACAGGUGAAUAUCAUUUUCUCUUUUGUUAUUUCUUUAAUUGCUUUAAUCAUCGCUUUUUAG